Molecule: messenger RNA, 306 nt
Organism: Phytophthora infestans T30-4
Lineage: Eukaryota; Oomycota; Peronosporomycetes; Peronosporales; Peronosporaceae
Exons: 1
Coding region: 1-306 (101 amino acids)
Source: RefSeq, a predicted model, not a curated record
AUGUACGCGAAGACGUAUCCUUCUCUGACUCCAGUGGCUGACCCUGCUGCUCGGCAACGCUUGCAGCAUUCCACUGCGCCACCAGUUCUCGCUGGAUCGCCGAUUAAAGAGAAGUUGCUCAUUUGCGCCAUCACAGAACGGCAGUUGAGAGAGAUUGAGGCUCAGCGUGGAGGAUUGACUCGUCGCGAAGUGCUGGCAGCAAGUAUUCGCGAGAACGCGAUAUUGAACGAACACGCUGCAGCUGAGUACCCGACGACGUUUGCUGCUGUUGUCACUCCUGGAGUGAACCUGCAGCCGCAGAAGUAA